Rhodotorula graminis WP1 is the source of this 1939-nucleotide messenger RNA. RefSeq lists its product as uncharacterized. The transcript has 7 exons. Lineage: Eukaryota; Fungi; Basidiomycota; Microbotryomycetes; Sporidiobolales; Sporidiobolaceae. The coding region runs from base 1 to 1890 and encodes 629 amino acids. Gene Ontology annotation, cellular component: mitochondrion. The record is from RefSeq and is a predicted model, not a curated record.
AUGGACGACACGGACGCCGCUCCCGACGAGUCGUACUUCUCGUCAGCCUCGGUCCGCCCCUCGCCCAACGCCUCUCUCGAGCCCGACCUCCUCGAGCCCGACGCGUCCUUCUCGUCGGCCUCCUCGUCCACCUCGUCGCCCGACUCGCUCGCCGGCGCCCCCUUUACCGACGUCGAAGCGCGUGCACUCGAGUUCCUCAGCGCCUCGCCGCCCUCGACCGCCCCUGCCGCCGGGUUCCGCCUCGAGGACCUCCCCCGCCCCGUGCCGAACACGCAGCACGCGCGCGACGAGGCCCACACGGCCGCGCUCGACUUCCUGCGCCGCUCGCUCGACGAGGCCGACAAGGACGAGUGGCAGUACCGCACCCCGCCCGUGUUUGCCGUGCCCUCGGUCGCUGCCGCCGCUACGUCGUCACCGUCGGCGGGGCGCGCGCUCGCGAGCGACGCGCGCAACGUCGGGCUCGAGGACGACGCGGCGCAACCGUGGCAGGACCGUGCGUUCAACGCCGAGCGGUGGCAGGUCGACGGGCUCGACGGGGCGGUCGGCGGCGGCGGCCCGGCGCGAGGGGGAGCAGGAGCUGGAAACGAGGUGCCGCUAUUCGACAUGGGCGAGGCGCACGGUCGGUUCGAGGAGGGCGAGACGGGGUUCAUGACCACCUCUUCUCACGUCAAGGUCGUCUACGAUACGUCGCACCGGCCCACCUCUCCGCCCAUGUCGGCCCGAUCCCUGUUCGCCUCGACCUCGCGCGCCAUCCCUCCAGUCCGCCGACGAGCACUACACACGUCGCAACCUCGCCCUGUGCCCCAGUCGGGCGACCCGCAAGACGCACACGGCUCGGCGCCGUCCUCGGCCCGCCGGCUCCGCCCGCGCGACCGGCUCCAGUUUACCGAGGCGUCGGGCGCAGGCGGGACCGACAGCGCUCCUCUAGCCUCGCAGGAGGGCGCAGCAGCAGCCGGGCCUCCCGUCAUACCUGCCCCGCCCUCGGCCUCGACCUCGGCGCGCCCCUCGUCCUCGACCUCGUCCUCGUCGUCCAACCCCGACUCGCCCGCCGCAACCGUCGGCGAGCUCAUCAUCACCGCGCCGCUCGAGGGCCUCCCGCCACUCGAGCGCCACGCCCUCCCGCUGUCGCGCGUCCCGUUCUCGACGCACCGGUUCGUGCGCGACCUCGAGGGCGCGGGCGUUCCGAGGCCGCUCGCGACCGACCUCAUGAAGGCGACGCGCGACUUGCUCUUGCAGCAGGAGGAGAAGGCCCAGGGCGAGGUCCUCAGUCGGCAAGAGCUCGAGAAUGAGGCCUACCUGUUCACGGCGGCACUCAACGAGCUCAAGACUGGGUCGCAGGUCCGCUCGCGCAACGACAGCAUCACGCUUCGGAGCUUGACGGCGUCGCUCCAGCGCGAGACGGACGGGCUCGAGCAGAAGAUGAAGGAGGACAUGCAGCGGUUGGGGAGCGACAUCCAGCUCGAGAUGAACGCGCGCAAGGAGGAGACGAGUCAGGAGUUGACGCAGCUCGACAAGCGGGUCAUGGACCUCAACAGCAAGUUCACGAUCCUGCUCGGCGAGGCGCGAACAGAGAUCGAGGCGACCAAGUGGAUCAGUACUCGGCGCGUCAUGUCGGCCAUCACCGUGUUCGUCGUGAGCGUCGUCGCCUACUACUCGAUCUCGACCUCGUCCCGCAAGAAGGCGCUCAAACCCGACAAGCCGCCCUCGAUUGAGGAGCUCGGCCUUCAGCUCGGCAGCAACCUCGACGAGGCCGAGAUGGCCGUCGGCGACGUCCAUUCGGCGGCAGGCGCGGCGCCGGCGUCGAGCAAAGGAGGAGGAUGGGCGUUCUGGCAGGCGACGCCGGCCACGGGCAAGCGGGUCGGAGCCGAGGAAGACGAGGCGGCGGCGUAGCACGGCCCGUCGACGGCUUAGAGCUCAGCAUCUUUGUCAUACUCGUCGU